Messenger RNA from Lodderomyces parapsilosis, 546 nucleotides. RefSeq names its product Med21p (gene MED21). The transcript has a single exon. Bases 1 to 546 code for a protein of 181 amino acids. The record is from RefSeq and is a predicted model, not a curated record. Gene Ontology annotation, biological process: regulation of transcription by RNA polymerase II. NCBI's taxonomy places the organism in Eukaryota, Fungi, Ascomycota, Pichiomycetes, Serinales, Debaryomycetaceae. Gene Ontology annotation, cellular component: mediator complex. Gene Ontology annotation, molecular function: transcription coregulator activity.
AUGUCAGAUAGGCUAACACAACUACAGAUAUGUCUAGAUCAGCUUGUUGAGCAGCUCAAUGCUACUGUUCACUAUGUCAAUGUUUACUCAAAGCCAGCAUUGUUGGAUGAUGAUCCAACGUCGGUUUCAAACAGAGCAGCUAAUGCGCCAGCACCUCAACUGCAACAGCAGCAGCAGCAACAACAACAACAACAACAGCAGUCACCUCAGUCGGUACAACAACUGCCUAAAGAUGAAGCUAAUGAAGAUGCCAAGGGAUCACUGAAACCGCCUGAGGCUGCAGAGGAUGAUUUUGAAAGCACGCUAGAUGAAUUGGCAACAGAUAUCGUUUUGAAAAGCAGACAGAUCAACAUGUUGAUUGAUUCCUUGCCGGGUAUAGGUGUUACUCCCGAAGCUCAAAUGAAAUUGAUUGCUGAUUUAAGUCAAGAGUUGAAGCAAGUGGAGCAGGAAAGACAGGCAAAGAUUAAAGAAAAGAAUGAAUUGUUGGUGAAAGUGGAUGAUUUGAUCAAAGAGUUGGCUACUGGUAUCUCGCAAGCAAGGAUGUGA